AUGCGGAGCAAGGGCGCGGCAGAGCGCCCUCAGCGGCUGUCACUGGCCGGCAAGCUCGACAUGCUGCCUGGCCUGGCGACCAUCAUCGCCGCCGCCGUCGUCUCCUUCUUCACGGGACUCGUUCGAGGACGGCGGGACGCCCCGAGCCUGUACCUCCACGUCGCCUACGCGAUCCUGCGCAAGGCCGCCCUGCGCCUGUCUCCGCUGCAGCUGCAGUAG
Molecule: messenger RNA, 219 nt
Organism: Drechmeria coniospora
Lineage: Eukaryota; Fungi; Ascomycota; Sordariomycetes; Hypocreales; Ophiocordycipitaceae
Exons: 1
Coding region: 1-219 (72 amino acids)
Source: RefSeq, a predicted model, not a curated record